GCCUCACACAACAACUCUUCCCCGCCGAGAGGAGGCAGCCAGUGCGACUCCCACCGCCGACGACCCACUGCCUUCAGCCCGACGGCAGCCGCCCAGGCCGACAGCUCCCGAGACAGCAGCCCGGCGCGUCCCGACCCCGCCUCCGGCCCGAACUCGAGCCGCCCGCCCGGCCCGCCGCGCCACGCCCGCCCCGCCGCCGCCCGCCGCCCGCAGCGCCCCGACCAUGUCCGCCGCCGGCCUGGGCCCCGUCCGCUGCGCCUUCGUGCUCCUGCUCGCCCUCUGCAGCCGGUCCGCGUCCGGCCAAGACUGCGGCGGCCGGUGCCAGUGCGCUGCCGGCCCGGCGCCGCGCUGCCCCGCCGGCGUCAGCCUGGUGCUGGACAGCUGCGGCUGCUGCCGCGUGUGCGCCAAGCAGCUGGGCGAGCUGUGCACCGAGCGCGACCCCUGCGACCCGCACAAGGGCCUCUUCUGCGACUUCGGCUCCCCGGCCAACCGCAAGAUCGGCGUGUGCACCGCCAAAGAUGGUGCCCCCUGCGUCUUCGGAGGGACGGUGUACCGGAGCGGAGAGUCCUUCCAGAGCAGCUGCAAAUACCAGUGCACUUGCCUGGACGGGGCGGUGGGCUGCGUGCCCCUGUGCAGCAUGGACGUCCGCCUGCCCAGCCCCGACUGCCCCUUCCCACGAAGGGUCAAGCUGCCCGGGAAAUGCUGCGAGGAGUGGGUGUGUGACGAGCCCAAGGACCACACCGUGGUCGGCCCUGCCCUUGCUGCUUACCGACUGGAAGACACGUUUGGCCCAGACCCAACCAUGAUUCGAGCCAACUGCCUGGUCCAGACCACAGAGUGGAGCGCCUGUUCCAAGACCUGCGGGAUGGGCAUCUCCACCCGGGUUACCAAUGACAACGCCUUCUGCAGGCUGGAGAAGCAGAGCCGCCUCUGCAUGGUCAGGCCUUGUGAAGCUGACUUGGAAGAGAACAUUAAGAAGGGCAAAAAGUGCAUCCGGACCCCCAAAAUCUCCAAGCCUGUCAAGUUUGAGCUUUCUGGCUGCACCAGCGUAAAGACAUUCCGGGCUAAAUUCUGCGGCGUGUGCACCGACGGGCGGUGCUGCACCCCGCACAGAACCGCGACCCUUCCCGUGGAGUUCAAGUGUCCCGAUGGCGAGGUCAUGAAGAAGAGCAUGAUGUUCAUCAAGACCUGUGCCUGCCAUUACAACUGCCCCGGGGAUAAUGACAUCUUUGAGUCGCUGUACUACAGGAAGAUGUAUGGAGACAUGGCCUAAAGCCAGAGAGAGUGAGAGACAUGAACUCUUUAGGCUGUCACUUGAACUGAUUCACAUCUCAUUUUUGUGUAAACAUGAUUUCAGUAGCACAGGUUAUUUAAAUUUGUUUUUCUAACUGGGGAAAAGAAAAAUUCCCACCAAAUUCAAAAUCUUGUGCCAUAUGACAUUCAAACAGUCUGUCAACCCCAGACACUGGUUUGAAGGAAGUAAGGCUUGACCGUGGGACUGCAUUAGUGCAUAGCACCAGCAUGUAUGCUAGGAGCAGUGGGAGGGGACCAAUAGAAAGCCUUGUCAUCUUACAGUAGUGAUGUGCCUGCUAUUUGGAGUGUCACUGGGAAGGAAGACUCACUGACCUGCCUGUAGCUCCAGUGACAGCUAGGAUGUGCGUUCUCCAGCCGUCAUGAGGAUGAGUCAAGUUCUUCUCUAAGUCAUAACAGCAGAUUCAGCUCUGACCUUCUGAUUCGGAUGACAGUGUUCAGGAAUCAGAAUCAUGUCUAUUAGACUGGACAGCUUGUGGCAAGCUAAUUUGCCUGUAACAAGCCAGAUUUUUUUUUUAUUGAUACUGUAAAUACUGUGUGUAUAUAUAUAUAUAUAUAUAUAUUUGUACAGUUAUCUAAGUUAAUUUAAAGUUGUUUGUGCCUUUUUGUUUAUGUUUUUAAUGCUUUGAUAUUUCAAAUGUUAGCCUCAAUUCUGAACACCAUAGGUAGGACGUAAAGCUUGUCUGAUAACUCAAAGCAUGAAAUGGAUAUUCAAAUGGAAAUUCUGCUCAGUUAGAGCAGCAGUUCAUCAAAACAGGUUUUUUGCUAAAGGUGAGGCAGCAAUGUCCUUGGAAGUCCGAUUUGUAGGUUGGAAAUGUGGUAGGCUCACUUUUAAUGUACAAAUGACCUUUAUUAAAAAAUGAGUGGCUCUGUAUAGCUGAUUGGUUUUUCCACCUGGAAGCAUUUGUUUCUACUUUGACUAUGACUGUUUUUUUGGACAGUUUAUUUGUUGAGAGUGUGACCAAAAGUUACAUGUUUGCACCUUUCUAGUUGAAAAUAAAGUAUAUAUUUUUUCUA
Messenger RNA from Balaenoptera musculus (blue whale), 2328 nucleotides. It is a transcript of the gene CCN2, whose product is annotated as cellular communication network factor 2. Gene Ontology annotation, molecular function: integrin binding; heparin binding. Gene Ontology annotation, cellular component: extracellular region; extracellular matrix. The transcript has 5 exons. The record is from RefSeq and is a predicted model, not a curated record. Bases 224 to 1273 code for a protein of 349 amino acids. Gene Ontology annotation, biological process: cell adhesion; signal transduction. NCBI's taxonomy places the organism in Eukaryota, Metazoa, Chordata, Mammalia, Artiodactyla, Balaenopteridae.